This is a messenger RNA of Trichobilharzia regenti, 4308 nucleotides long. Lineage: Eukaryota; Metazoa; Platyhelminthes; Trematoda; Strigeidida; Schistosomatidae. The record is from the annotation of a GenBank genome assembly.
AUGGAUUUUAGUAUACCUAACUAUAAAAUUAUUUAUAUUGACGAUUUCAUUCAGCACCUGAAUGGAUUAUCAAACAGCAUAUUCAUUGCAGUCAAUAACUCAGUGGUACGAAUAACUGUAGAUGCCUUUGUGAAGAAAGAUGAAGCCACAUGGUCUUUAUCGAGUCAAGAAUUAACAACAUGCCCUCAACGAGAUUCCCAUACGAAAAUACCUUGUGAUCAGUAUACUGUAACACUGGUGAAAGUUGUAGACAAAAUAUUUUCUGGACUUACCGGUGGCUCCGUCCUACAUCAAAGUGGAAUUUAUGUUUGUUUAUCGAAUGGAGUAAUAGCUGAAUGUUCACUUCGUCAGGCUAUUGAUUUACGUGCUCCAUCAAAAAUACACUGGAAAAGUGUAAAUCAUUGUCCAAUAGAUCCAGAUCAACCAGUUAUUGGUCUAGUUGCAAGUACACAAAAUCUCUAUAUGGCUACUAAAACAGGAUUAUUACAAAAUUCUCAAGUGAAUAUAUUAAAAAUAAAGUCUGUAGAGAAUAUGAAUUCAAUGAAACCGUUUAAAUAUCCUAUUCGUACACCAGCAGAGGAUAAAAUCAUUCAACAGAAUAACAGUACACUAUUUAUACACAGCUUCGAGUUUCACAAUGCGGUUUACUUUUUAUUUCGUGAAUUGGCCAAUGAGACUGUAGAAAGUUGUGAUAAAUCAAUUAUUGUCUCACGAAUCGGUAGAGUAUGCAAUAUAGAUGAUGGAAAUCAAGCAGGAGUACUGACUAACUUUUUUAAAGCUACUAUUAUUUGUCCAUCAACAAUUGAAGAUGGUUCUAACAGUUUAGUAUUUACUGAACUACAAGCGGUGUAUGUUGACCAGUCAACGAAAACUUUAUACGGAACAUUUCAAACUUCAGCAUCAAUGCCAACUGCAUCUGCUGUUUGUGAAUACAAUCUGGUAGAUAUUGAAUCUGUGUUUAAUAGUGAAUUUUAUAAGACUGAUGGAGUUGCUACAACAGUCAGAAAUGACAACAAGUGUGAAAAAUAUACACCAAAUUCCUUUCCAAAGAAUGAUUUCAAUCUUAUGUUUAAAACUGUCAGACCAAGAUAUGACAGACCAAUUUUAGUACAACAAGGUGACAUAUAUACACAAAUUGUAGUGAGUAGAACUCCAGGUUCACUUAGAAGUGAUAUGAAUAUGGUGAUAUUUGUGACCAGUUCAAAAGGGAUGCUGUAUAAAUGGCAUGUUAAAGAAUUUCAACCUUGUCUUGUAGAAUUAAUCUACUUGACUCCAAGAUUUUCAACAGAUUUAUCGAAUAACAUUGUUCAAAUGGAAAUUAUUCCUAGUAAUCAAAAUAAAAAGACAUUUAAGGCCUCAUAUCUGUUAAUAGCAAUGAAAGACCGACUUUUACGUCUGCCGAUAGCACGAUGUUCAAGAUUCGGUCAUGGUAGAAUGGCAUGUAAACUUUUAAGAGAUCCAUUCUGUGGAUGGAAUGAAGCAGUGCAAAAAUGUGAGGAUUUAACCGCCACAGAAAGAAUACACAAUAGCAUUAUAACAUACGAUUCUGACGUUUGUAUUCAAAAUGAAAUAAACUCAGAUUUUAAGAUUACUAGCGAAUGGGGAAGCUGGAGUGAAUGGAGUGAUUGUAAACUAUCUUCAAGUAAAUCUACUAAUAACAAGUACCUAAUACAACAUUCAGAUAGUCAAAUUAAGCCAAGCGGAUGCAAGUGUCGUUUUCGAUCUUGUAAUUCACCCUUUUCUUCUGGACUUCAUGAAAGCUUAUGCUCAAAUGGAUCAUCAGUGGAAAUUACUGGUUGUUCUUAUGAUGGUGGUUGGACCGAGUGGUCUGCAUGGUCUGCGUGUGAACCUGUUUGUUAUUCGCGAACUUUUAAUACAAAUGUAACACCAACGCGAACAAGAUAUCGUUGGUGUUCUAAUCCAAGUCCGGUUGGAAAGGAAUAUACUUGUAUUGGAACAGAUAAAGAAACUCAAAAGUGCUCAAAUGAAGUCCCUAUGUGUCCACUUGAAGUAAUACCAAUUUACGAAUGGAGUUCUUGGUCUAUGUGGUCUGAAUGUACAGCAUUAUGUAAUGGUGGUAAAAAAUUUCGUCGACGGUUUUGUAAACACCCGGACAGUUUAAAAAAUGAAAAGCCAGAAAAAUUCACAUUGGCUCAGUUGAAAACACUACUAUCAGAUCAGUCGACUUAUGUGGAUAAAUAUUUGUGUAUUGGUUCAGCAUAUGAAGCUAGUGAAUGCAACACUCAUUCCUGCUCAAUUAGGAAAGCCACAUCCCCAUGGAGUGAAUGGUUUAUAACAGAUGAGAACGCUGGCGGGGAAUCUACACAAAGACAAUAUCGUGUAGAAUGUUCCGCCAAACUACCAGAAUCAGAAAACUUUCAAAUACAAACAGACGUUGAAACACGUAUCUGUAAAAUAAAUAGAAAUAAUCAUGAAAUUACUUGUGAAAACCUUGAUAACUCUUUUGAAAAUUUUGAACAAAAUGAACCAGUUUGGUUAGAAAAUAUCAAUUAUGAAUGGUCAUCAUGGUCAGAAUGUUCACAACCAUGUGGUGGAGGUCGUAGAUAUCGUAAACGAUUAAAACCAACCUCACAUAAUAUUAAGGAUGAUACAAUUAUAUCAAGUAAGACAAAAUUGUCUACUGAUAAUCAGUAUGAAAAAGAAGAUGAACUAUGUAACCUUCAUUCAUGUACAGGUUAUUGGAGUUGUUGGUCAGAAUGGAGUAAGUGUUCACAUACAGAGGUAUGCUCACAACCAAGAGGUGUACAACGUCGAUAUAGAACUUGUAUUUCUUCGCUCAGUUCAUCUAUUACUGAUACCUCUAAUGUUCACAAUACAAGUUUAUGUUAUGGUGGAUAUGAAAAUAGUAUACAGACGAUGCCAUGUGAAGUAGAAAUCAAUGAGAUAGAAUGUUUACAGAAAAGAUUAAAUCAUCAAAUGAAAAUUAAGAAGAGAUCAGUGGAAACAGAGUCAGUUGAUACAGUUGAACCAUUGGUUUCUGAUCAAUGGGCAGUUUGGUCAGAAUGUAUAACUGUAGUGCAUUUACCAUAUUCUAUACGUAUGAGAAUAAGGAAAAGUUGUGAAAAUUGUGAAUGGAUUCAAUUUGAACGGUGUGACACAAAACAACUUCUUCCUCCUCAAGAAGUUUUAGGAGAUAAAUAUCAAUCAUAUAAAACAGAUGAUCGGCUACCAGAUUCCAAUGAACACUAUGAUCUGCUUCAUGCAAUGAUUGUUAUAUUGAUUGCUUUUACAACUGGUAUUGCUAUUAUAUUAAUACCAUUUAUUAUAUGCACAAUAAGAGCACGUAAACAUAAAUACCAUCAACAGCAACGGCCAACAUCAUCAUUAUCACAAUCAUUAUGGCGUAAAAUAAUAACCAACGAACAGAAAAUGGCUAUGAAUAAUAAUAAUCCACAGUCAAAUUUAUUACCAUAUGAAUGGUUCUUAGACAACAGAAAUACUAAUAAUACUAAUAACUUCAAUAACCUUAGUGACAAGAACAACAGCAACAACGCUGGGAAACAAAACUCACAAGAUAAAAGUACUAAAUGGAAAAGAAAGAAAACAACAAGGCAUAAAAUGGAUAAUCAUGAGGAAACUGUUGAAAAUCCGUCAGAAUUACCUUUACUAGAACAUUCAGAAAGAAUGACAGACGAAAAAGGCGAUGUUAACUGUUUGACAAAUUUAAACUAUAAUUAUCAUGAAAUUAACAAUACUAAUCAUCAUGCAGACUAUGUUAAAUUGACAAAUUCAUCGAUCAAUACAAAAUUAGGAACACAGCCGCUAAAAGUAUCCAUGAAUCAUGUAAGUCAAGAGAUAAAAGCUGUUGAAUCAAAAACUUCAUGCAAUAGUCAAAUUUCAUCCUUUGAUUAUGAUGAAGUUGCGAAAAAUAAUAAUAAUAAUACAAAUCAUGUCCAACUAAGUCACACACCGUCUUCAGUUCUCCUGACGUCCACGACGACUACAACACCAGCAGCGACAACAACAACAACAACGUGGACAUCAAGACCCAGAUCAGAAAUUCAGUAUGCUGAUUCGAAAUCAGAGACGGCAUCAUCACAUACAAAAAUUAUUAGUGUUUUUUCAUUGUCCAUACCAGCGGUUGAACCAAUGUCGUCUGAGGCUUCAACGCAUAGUUCAACAUUCUACAAUCCUGCUAGUAAUGAAUCAAUGAAGUUAAGUAUUCUAAAGGAUAAAAUGAAGUAUAAAGAAAUACAAAUAAAGCCUAAUUUAAACUGUAGAAAUUAUUAUGACGAUGUGAAUUCAAUAGAGGCGGGGAAACAAACUGCCUAUCAAAUGAACAGCUAA